This is a messenger RNA of Coniosporium apollinis CBS 100218, 4863 nucleotides long. RefSeq lists its product as uncharacterized. The transcript has 5 exons. NCBI's taxonomy places the organism in Eukaryota, Fungi, Ascomycota, Dothideomycetes. Gene Ontology annotation, molecular function: histone binding; DNA binding; ATP hydrolysis activity. Gene Ontology annotation, biological process: chromatin remodeling; negative regulation of transcription by RNA polymerase II. The coding region runs from base 1 to 4863 and encodes 1620 amino acids. Gene Ontology annotation, cellular component: chromatin; nucleus. The record is from RefSeq and is a predicted model, not a curated record.
AUGGUGCGGAGCACUGCCAGCAGUAGCACCCCAGACGUAACAUCGUUCGCUCGAUCAGCCAACGAGCGCGAUAAGUCAAGAGAAAGGGCACGUACUGAGCGCGGCUCACGCAAAUCCCGAUCGCCUGGACUUUUCGUAUCCGAUGCUGUUUCAGUGCAAGAGGAGGAGGAGCAGGAGGCAGAGGAGCACGCAGGCCAGCGUCUAGACGAAGAUGCAGAGGCGCAAGAUCUGCCUAUGGGCAGUAAGAGGACUCUGGUAGCUGUAGAGGUGCUGCCUAUCAGUAAUCCGGAGGAAUAUGUACGCUUUGAGGGAGAUACAGUCGUCGAGAAGGUCCUCCGUGAAGCCCAAGGCACGGGGGAUUUAGUGUACAAAGUGCGAUUCCAGGAUGGGCACGAUGAAGAGGUGCCAUUCGAGGACCUGCUCGACCUCGAUAACGGACCAACAGCGCUUGACGCAUAUAACCGGAACCCCAACACUUCUGAAACCGAAGCCGAGGACGAAGUCAUGGUCGGCCAAUUACGUAGCAACCGCAGGACGACUCGCGAUGCCAACUUCGUAGACCCAGUCUCUUUUGUCAUUUCGUCCUCUGACGAAGACGAUGCGGAUGAGGAUGACGUCAUUGGGAUGUUCAAGACUCGCAAGACUCGCGGCUCCCGCUUGCGCAAUAACGGAACUGCUAGCCGGUCAUCACGAAGUCGCACGAACGCUGUGUCCGCAGACACCUCCUCUGGCAAUGACUCAUCAGAAGCUUCAACUCGCCGCAGCUCAAAGCGAGUCAAAAAGGCCAGGGACACCGGCAGGACUACCCGCUCCAGCGGUGCAGCUGUCUAUCAACGUUUGAGCUACAAAAACGAGAACGAUGAACAGUUCGAAGACGAAAGCGAGGAUGAUGACGACAUUCCUACGCUGCAGUCCGAUGUAUUUCCCAACUCUCGCAAGCGCAAACGCAGGGCUCGAAAUGGCCAGACGAUCAUUCUUCGGGGACCGAAAUCAGAAGACGGAGCACAUGCAGGGACGCGGAAGUCCGAUCGCACAACUCGCCACCAAAACAACAUGGAAGAGGUGGGCCAGGAUGAUAUCUAUCAAUCGGAGUCGGAGCCUGAGCCAUCCAAGCCGAAGGUCGUGAGCACCCGAGAAGUGUUCAAGCAACUGCCUCGCACGGACGACUUUCGAAAUCGCCACUCUCAAUAUUGCGAUACCUGCGGUCAAGGCAACAACGCGGGUCCUUUGAUCUACUGUCAGGGCUGCAUUCUAGCUUACCACAAGAAUUGCAUAGGGCAUCGCACCGGCCGCGAACAUCUCGUUACCAAGGUUGGGGAGGAGGACUUCGUUCUGCAAUGCCGUCGCUGUGUCAACAUCGCUCAAAAGCGCGACAGCACCGCUCCUAACCAUGCCAAAUGCCAGGAUUGCAACGAAACUGGCGCGUCUUGCUUCCCAUUUCGUGAACGCAAGACGCCGCUGCAGGAACAGAAAGAGCGCGAUGAAAAUGGCGGGGCCGACCCGAUUACUCCUGUCGACCCAGAUCUGAUCAACAAUGUAGACAACGUCUUCUUCCGCUGCAUGACAUGUUGGCGCGCCUUUCACUUCCAUCAUUUACCUUCGAGGGCCGCUCACAUGAUGGACAUCGACUACGACGAUGAGGAACGCGCACAGUAUCGCUUCAGCGAAUACUGCCGCGACUGGAAGUGCAAGGACUGUCUUAAUAUGCCUGCCAAGGUAUCUGGCCUCAUUGCCUGGAGACCUGGUGAUGUUGAAUCCUACACCAACGGAACUCCCGUCGAUGCCAUGGAUCAGGAUGAUGUUUACUACCUCAUCAAGUGGGAAAAGCUUUCCUACUUCCGUGCAGCCUGGAUGCCAGGAGCAUGGACCUGGGGCGUAACAGCACCGGCGAUGCGCAAAGCUUUCUACAAGAAAAACCCGCCGCCGAAGAUGCGAACGGAAGAUGCUAUCCCGGAAGAGUUUCUGCGGAUUGACAUCGUUCUAGACGUCAAGUACACCAGCUUUGUCGAUGUCAGCACAAUCGAGAUUGACCUGGCCCGCAUCAAGGAAGUCGACGAAGCCCUCAUUAAGUACAAGGGUCUCGGCUACGAAGACGCCGUGUGGGAGAAAGUGCCGGCGCCUGAAGAUGGUGAGCGCUGGUCAGAUUUCGAGACCGCGUACAAGGAUUGGGUUAAGGGGAAGUACAUCCGGAUUCCGAAGGGCGGGCGCAUUAGCACUCGUGUGGAAAAAGCUAGAAGCCAACCCUUCACUAAACUGGAAAAGAAGAAGCAGCCGGAAAAUGUUGUUGGUGGCGAGCUGAUGGACUACCAAUUGGAGGGUCUUAACUGGCUUUACUAUCAAUGGUAUUCCAGGAAGAACGGCAUCCUCGCUGACGAGAUGGGCCUCGGGAAGACCAUUCAGGUCAUCGCCUUCCUCGCUACCAUGGUUAUCGACCAGAAUUGCUGGCCGUUUCUCAUCGUGGUGCCCAACUCUACAUGUGCAAACUGGCGGCGUGAAAUCAAGCUUUGGGCUCCUUCUCUCCGCGUCGUCACAUACUUCGGUUCUGCUGCUGCCCGCGAUCUUGCCUACCGCUAUGAGAUGUACCCGAACAAGAGCAAGGAUCUGAGAUGCCACGUUGUCGUGACGUCCUACGAUGCCGCUGCUGACGACAGCUGCCGCAAGUUCUUCAAGGGAGUUCCUUGGCAAGGUUUGGUUGUUGACGAAGGCCAGCGCUUGAAGAGCGACAAGAGCCUACUGUACAACGCCCUAAACGCGUUGAAGAUACCUUUCCGGAUCCUCCUGACAGGCACUCCAUUGCAAAACAAUACCCGGGAGCUGUUCAAUCUCCUCCAGUUCCUUGAUGACAGCAUCAACGCCUCAGCUCUUGAAGAAGAGUAUCUCGAGAUGACCAAGGAGAACAUCCAGAAGCUACACGACCUCAUUCGCCCGUUCAUCCUCCGCCGAACCAAGGCUCAAGUGCUUGGCUUCUUGCCACCAAUGGCUCAGAUCAUCGUUCCCGUCUCCAUGAGCGUCUUACAAAAGAAGCUGUACAAAUCGAUCCUUGCGAAAAGCCCUGAGCUACUGCGUGCGCUCUUCUCAUCUAACAGCAAGUUGCGGCCGCAAGAAAGGGCGAGUCUAAACAAUAUCUUGAUGCAGCUUCGCAAGUGUUUGUGUCAUCCGUUCGUAUAUAGCAGAGAGAUUGAGGAACGGACCGACAUCGCUGCCGUUUCGCAUCGCAAUCUCGUUGAGGCUUCAUCCAAGCUGCAGCUGCUCGAAUUGUUGCUGCCCAAGCUUCAGGAGCGGGGACAUAGGGUGCUCAUAUUCAGUCAGUUUUUGGACAUGCUGGACAUUGCCGAGGAUUUCCUCGACGGCCUCGAGAUGCGCUAUCAGCGUCUCGACGGUACCAUGGGCUCGCUUGAGAAGCAAAAGCGCAUUGACGAGUUCAAUGCACCCGAGUCGCCUCUCUUCGCCUUCCUGCUCUCAACUCGCGCCGGUGGUGUCGGCAUCAACCUCGCCACUGCAGACACUGUCAUCGUCCUAGACCCCGAUUUCAACCCUCAUCAGGACAUCCAAGCAAUUUCUCGAGCUCAUCGUAUCGGCCAGAAGAAGAAAGUCUUAUGCUUCCAGCUCAUGACUCGCGCCUCAGUCGAGGAGAAGAUCAUCCAGAUAGGACGCAAGAAGAUGGCACUUGAUCACGUUGUGGUGGAGUCACUUGAUGCCGAAGACCUAGAAGAAAAGGAUGUCGAAUCGGUGCUUCGCCACGGCGCCGCCGAGCUAUUCGCAGAAGACAAUCCAGACUUAGAGAUCAAGUAUGACGGCGCAUCGGUGGACAAGCUUCUCGAUCGCAGUCAGAUUGAGAACACUAAGGCCGGCGACGACAAGUCGGCUGAAUCGCAGUUCAGCUUCGCUAGAGUGUGGGAAAACAACACGGGCGGCCUUGCCGAUUCUCUGCCGGGCUCAGAGGAUGAGCGGGAAGUGGACCCCUCGGCUUGGGAAUGGAUCUUGCAGGAGCGGGAGAGGCAGGCGGCGGCUGAGGCGGCUGCGAGACAGCAGGAGAUGGGUCGGGGCAAGCGGGCAAGAAUGGCUGUCGACUAUGCCACAAAUGAGCCCCCUGAAGCAUCCGGCGAAGCAGUUCCCGACGCCGUCGACGAUAUCGAAGAUAUCCCGAUCCCUCCUCCUAAACCCAGUAAGAAGGCCCGUCGCAGCGCCGGCGACAGCGACACCGACUUCCAAGCCGUAGACACCGAGCCCGAAGCGGAAGCCAGCGGCGAUGAAGGAGACCCCAUUGAUCCCAACGAACUCACCCUCCAGCCCGCGCAGAAAGCCUCCGGCAUCGUGGGCAGCACCGCCGGCUCCCAGCAGCCGAAACCACCACCGCCCGUCCAACCCAAACCAGCCCCCUUCAAACGCGUCACCGUUCCGACACUCCCACCCCAGUACCAACCCCUCGACCCCCGCAACCCGAACGCCCGACAGCCACCCUACCGCGGCCCACCCUGCCGCGCCUGCUCCCUCCCGCAUCCACGCGGCGCAUGCCCCCUCAAAGUUGCCGGAACCGAGCACUGCAACCUCUGCGGCCUCGCACACUUCGGCAAGGCGCGCGUGUGUCCGCACAUCAAGUCCGAGACGCAGGUGCGCGAGAUGCUAGAGGCGCUGAAGCGGUCGCAGGAGCCGCGGGAUUUGGUCGAGGCAGCUGUGAAGUAUUUGAAGGGGGUCAAGGGGCAUCUGGUGCAGAAGAAGAAGAGGGAGAGGGAGAUGAAGGAGGGGAGGGAGGUUCCGGGGAUCUCGGGGGGGCUGGGCGCGGGGGAGUUGGCGGCUGUGGCGAGGUUCAACAAGGAGAGUGCGGUGGGGACGGCGUCGGAUGUGGAGAGGAGGCCGGGAUGA